UUGAUUCAUUCGUGGUUUCAUUUCAAUUAAAAAUGACGCAGUUGGUGGCAUUAUAUAUUGCACUGUCCAGUAUGUACUGCAAAUAAAUAAAUUAUCAUCAUAAGGUUUCAUGUCUUUUUUCGUAUUCUUGUCAGUUUCCUAAUAUAUCAUGUUUGUUGAGAGACAAAUCCGGUUCUAGGGAAAGAAUACGAGAUCUUUAGCUGCCCUGAACUCAUUAUAUUAUCUCAUUUAUUGUUUACUAUGAUUCAGUCUUUGCUUCCGUUUAAUUGAUUUCCGUCCUUUUCUAUUUGAAGGAACCAGAGGGGAACAGAAGGAAAUAAACAGAAAGUCUACUAGGGAGCUUUUUGAUUGAAAACAAAAUUUGAUUGUUCAUUCUCGCCUUUUGCAGGGCCAUGGAUGUAAAUGAAUGCGAGGAAGUUAUGAACCAUGAUAAUGAUGCAGAUGUUGGCAUCUCAAAUAAUUUGGACUUGAAUGUGGAUCAUGACUGUCCUAGUCCAAAAUCAUCCAAUGUCAAUGGGGUUUGUUCUCGUCGUUCUUUGAAACAUGAUGUACUCAAACUGGGCACUGAGUUUGAUUCUGAUGAGCAAGCAUAUAGAUUUUACCAUACAUAUGCUGAGUUGGUAGGGUUCAGUGUAAGAAAAGACUGGGUCAAUAGGAGCAAGGUCCAUGGACGGGUGAUGUCAAGAAAGUUUACUUGUUCCAGACAAGGUCACCGAGGGAUGUUAAUGUGAAGAAACAUCGCAAGGAAACAAGAACAGGUUGGUUGGCUUACAUGGUAGUAACUCGUCAAACUGAUGGAAAAUACCUUGUUACUCAAUUUGAAGCUCAUGAGGAUGUGAAUCUGACUCAAGCUGAGAUGUUACUGGAAUCUCUAUCAGGUAAGGGGGAAUCUACUGAAGUUUCUGAAACUGACUCAUUGAAGAACUCCGAGAUUCAGUCAAAACUGUCCUUUUAGACGUUUGGUAUACGGUUUUGCCCUCCAGAAAAAUUCAAUGGCCUUCAAAUAGAUGAUGCGAUUUUCUUGAGCUCCAAACGAACAAGAGAUAUGAAGGAAGGAGAUGCUGCAUGCCUGAUGUAUUAUUUCCAGAGAGCAUUUUGUAAACCCUUCAUUCUUCUACCAAUUACAACUUAACAUUGAUGAUAAGGUUAGCAAUAUAUUUUUUGCCGAUGACAAUAUGAUAAUGGAAUAUGGCCAUUUUGGGGAUGUUGUCUGUCUAGAUACGUCGUGCAUAAGAAACUAAAGCUUCUGUCCUCUUGUUCAGUUUGUUGGACUAAAUAAUCAUAAGCAAGUCGGCAUUUUUGGUGCUGCCUUCUUAUAUAAUGAUAGUGUUAAUUCCUUCAAGUGGUUUGUUCAUACUUUUUUCUUUUUUUGAUGGUUAAACGAACAUAUACUUAAAGACCGUGCCAUGGAGGACUCGAACCCGAGACCUUUGGCCUCAGGCAUUAUUAACCUCUCUACCGCUUGACCAACUCACACACACGGCUUGUUCAUACUUUUGUUGAAGCGAUGUCUGGUAAGAAACCUAAGUUCAUUAUGUCAGAUCAGGAUGCAAUGGUUGUUCAAGCUAUUCAUGCAGUAUUACCGGAAACAAGCCACUGCAUUUGUGCCUGGCAGAUGUAUCUGAUUGCCCUUAAACAUCUUCGCCAUGUGGUUAAGGAAUAUGAUUCUUUAGUGAUUGAUCUUAGAAGUUGUAUCUUUGGUCAUGACCAAGUGGAAGAUUUCAUCCAAGCGUGGGACUCUAUGUUGGUGAGACAUGGCUUGUGUAAUAAUGCAUGGUUGAGAUGGAUGUAUAGAGAGAAGGAGAAAUGGGCUGUAGCAUAUGGUAGAAAUACUUUCUUUGUUGAGAGAAAUGGCACACACCUAGUGGAGCUUGUGUCUGAUAAACUCAGAAGCUGCUUAUCGCCGGAUAUUGAUGUUCUUCAGUUUUUUAAACAUUUUGAGAAUGUAGUCAAUGAACAAAGAUACAGAGAGCUAGAGUCAACCCUUGACAUGGGAAGCCAUGCUCCGGUUUUAAUGGCUAAUGCAAUCUUACUCAAGCAUCCUAGUGAGACGUAUACCCCUAAGGCUUUUGAAGUAUUUCAGAGAGAAUACGAGAAAUGUUUAAAUGUCAUCAUUGAUAAGCGUGGUGAGCAUGAUACAAGAACUGAUUACAAAGCCAAAACAUAUGGAAAGUCAUGCUCUAAAAGUCCUUGAUUAAAGACUUCUUGGUUGCAUAUAAUUCUUUCGAUGGCACUGUUUCUUGCAACUGCAUGAAGUUUGAGCAUGUUGGGCUUUUGCGAAGCCAUGCUCUGAAAGGUCCUCGUGCUUCAGACAACGAAUUAGCAGAUGUUGGCCUUGAUAGAAAUGACUUUGAGGAUGAGGAUGUGGAUGUGAUUAAAGGAACCACUGGAGCAGAAUGUAUAGGAGUACCUGAUAAAGAUCAACUGAAUCACUGUGGUGAACAAAUCCCUGGUGUGAGUGGCAAUCCAAAUAUCCGUUCAACGGGAACCACUGGGACGGUUCUAUCUGUUGCAUGUGCUCUUCCCUCGUAUAUUUCUUCUCUAAAUCCAGCACCUUCACUGACUCCCCCCUUACACAGGGCUUAUACACCAUUGAAUCCAUUCAUAUGGAGCAGAGUAUGUAUGAAGCAUCUAAUUUGACCAUUAACCCACAAUCUAAUCCUAACAUUUAUGAACCUUCCAAUAUUUACACUAACCAACAUUAUUCUCCUAGCCAUGCUCGAUUCCUUCAAGACUCAUUGAUUCAUAGCCAGUUUGAGGAUCCCAUGUCAAAUGGUGAUCAAUUGAAACAGGUAAUGGUUGACAGCCAGCACCUACAUCCGUCUUCUUCUUCUUUCAAGCUGCUGGUGUUUAGGAUAUAAAUUGGGAAAUUUUUCCUUGGUCCUAGUACAUGGUUCAGUAUUCCCAACUGAUAUCGAGUCAGUCUUCCCCGAGUGAGGUAGGGGCCAGGAGAUGACAUACUGCUAACAGGAGUCAAGACAGCGGAAAUGCCUUAUUGAGGAGCUUAGCUUGGCUCUGCUCGUCCUGGGUGUAAUUAAAGGUUAUCUUAAUUUUUCCCUAUAAUUUUUUUUGCAUUUGAAAGCCCGAGUUUCUCUGUUUCUGAUGAUCAAGGGACCGGACUCGAUGCUGGUUAAUUUAUCUGAUGGUGUUUUCGGCGGCCCAUGUUGUACACCAUCAAUAUGAAAGGAUAAAACCAGCUGCGGAUGCAGGUGGGGUCGCCGUCCCCGGAGAACCGCCGGAAGACUCCUCUCAACAGCCCCCGACCCCACGGCAUCCGGAACUCCGCCCCACGAUUCAUUUUCCCUUCUUGUUUUUAUGUA
Molecule: messenger RNA, 3320 nt
Organism: Salvia splendens (bonfire salvia)
Lineage: Eukaryota; Viridiplantae; Streptophyta; Magnoliopsida; Lamiales; Lamiaceae
Exons: 4
Coding region: 2514-2861 (115 amino acids)
Source: RefSeq, a predicted model, not a curated record